This is a messenger RNA of Amoebophrya sp. A120, 4027 nucleotides long. NCBI's taxonomy places the organism in Eukaryota, Dinophyceae, Syndiniales, Amoebophryaceae. The record is from the annotation of a GenBank genome assembly.
GUUUUUAGUCAUGCGUACGUUCUUGAUACUGUCUGAAUUACUCAUGGCGAUAGGCAAAUACCGUUGCAUUCGCUUGAUCCUCCUUUCCAUUUUCGUUGUUCUUGUUGUUCUCAGGCCCUCAAAAUCGUGCUUAAUCCAUUUAAUCCAUUUUUGUUUUCUGUUCAGGCAUAGAUUGUCCAUGUCCCCGUCCUCUUGCGUGGUAGUCUAGUGGUGCCCGCCACCCAUCGCCAGCGUUAUAUUGAUUUCAAAUCGUAUUCGUAAUCGCAUUUGAUUUGCAAGUUGUUUCCUUUCCUUGUAUACAGGACUUCGUUGCUCCUGAGCCCAUAUUUAUAUAUUUGCGGUUGCUUGUGGUGGAAGAAGUUGAAGUCGAAGUCUUUCUCUUUUCUUUGGAAUAUCGAUAAUGUUGCGAUCAUCUCUUGCAAUGAAUUUGAACAAAGACGAAGUGCAGCCGCUGGCGCUUUCGUUCCUCCUGCCAAAAAUUUCACCCGGGUGUCCGUAUUAUUUUGCUGUCGCGCUUCUCUUUCUUGCAGAACUGCCGGCAUACGGGCAAGCGAUUUUCCUGGUGUCUGAAAAAGCAUCUCCGAAUUCGUCGCGUGCUGCCCGGGGGCGACGACGUCAUUAUGCUCAAAAACCAACGGCGGACCGAGGAGGUCGUCGCGACGAGCUUGUUGACGGGACCAUCGGUGAUCGGGAGUACGAGGUUGAGCAGACGACAGGGGAAGAAAGAAGAGCAGAGAGGAGAGCUGCGGUCGUCGGCGAAAAGAAUGACAAUGUCAGCACGAAGUUCUCUGAAAUUAAGCGGAGCGGCAGCACAGAUACAAAACCAAAAGCGAGCAGCAGCAGUGCCGAUGACAAGGCGAGCAAAAGGCGAGCAGGUGCUUUAGCUUUCGCAUACCUGUCCUCGUCGGCUCCGGCGGGUGCUCUUGGAGCGCCAGCCUCGAAAACGAGAAAGCUCAACAUGAAAAUCCUGAACACGACGGCCAAAAAACAAACUCCAACUGCUUAUGCCCAUGCAGCUCACGGUGCGCCUACUGCGCAGCCAGAGCUGCCUGUUGCUGGUCAUUCCCCGUUUCUUGCAAGUGACUACGGCACCUUCGCCGCGGGUGGGGACCGCGAGUCCUCUGGUCGCACAGGACGAGAUGGCGAACAGACCAAAAAGUCGAACUUUAUUCAACGAGAGCGGCGGUGGAGGAGCCAGAGGAUGAAGAUAGGCACGAACCAGAACAAGCAGGAACGACGAAUGGAAGCUCAGAGGCAGGCCCCUAGCAACCAAGACCAAGACGACGAACCUGCUGCCGUGAUGGACGCUGGCGUAGGUGAGCAGGGUGCUAGCCCUAGCCCACAGCCAUCAAACACUCCGGAGCCCACAACUGCGGCACCCACAGCAACUGCGGCACCCACAACUUCCCCUGGUACUCCAACGCCCGCGUCGACCACCAGCACUGCAGCUGCGCCUGCACCUGCGCCAGCCACUCUUUCUCCAGCGCUCGUGGGAACCACCGCACCACCGGGCGUGGUCAAUACCAACUCGGUAGCACUCACACCUGGUACAACUUCAUCUACGUCCGAAUCUUCUUCAUCGACGCCCAGACCUGUUGUAGCAUCGACACCUGCAGCGACGUCUGCAGGAAGAACAGUGGCUGGGCCAGAGCAGGUUGGGGACGCUUCAGCUUCUUCGACCUCUCCGCCGCCCGCAACGUCGUCGUCUACAACAGCCCCGCCUGAGCCUGUGGACUGUGUCGGAACAUGGAACCGAUUGCCUUCCCAGUGCGUACUUUUGUCUUAUCCUAAUAACGAUGUGUGGAGAACGCCGUUCGGCGCAAUGAAAAUGACGUACGGGAUACAGAGAGAAGCGGAAAACGGCGGCAAGCAGUGCCCCGUGAUGGAUGGCGCCGUUGACCUGUGCGUCGUGGCUGGGUCCGGUACUACUACGCCAGUGGCGGGAUGCGAGUGCGUUCCGGAUGUGGACUGCGAGGGCACGACGGAAUGGGAGACGGAGUGCCAGGACGGCAUGCGCAGCCUGGUCUGGAAAAUAACGCAGCCCAACCACGGCAACGGCCGCGCAUGCGUGGCCGAGGGCCGAGAAACGGAAGAAGCGUGGAACAAUAAGGUAGUCGAGCGCGCGACGUGCAACGGGGACGACUGCCGUGGCAGCUGGAAGCCCUGGUCGAGGUGCCAGAACGGGAAGCGAACCCGGCAGUACAACGUCGUCUCUCCCAGGGUGAACAACGGGCAGCCGUGUCCAUUCCGGGCGAACUACGAGGUAGCGGAGGCCUGUGGCACUGCGUGCUCGGGGAGGUGGCACUUCGACCACGAUGCUGGCAACACCGGAUUUCAAACCGCCGCGCUUUCCACCGCGCAGCGAAAACAGAUCUGCGCGCUGUCGAACAACCGCAAUCGAUUCUCAACAUUCACGCGGACCUACAGACACAGCCCGCCGGCAACGGGUGGCGGUCGCGACUGCGAAAUCGAAAACAAUCGCCAGGAAAUUUACUUCUGCGAGGGGAACGCACCGCCACAGGUGGUUACUGGGAAGCCUCGGACUGCGAACAUCGUAUUACAGCAAUCAUCAUCGGUGCUGAAAAACAAUCAGACUUUGCUUGGAAAUUCCUCGAGCCAACUUCUCACGAAAGGAGACCAAGCGGAUGUGGACACUUCGCAAACACAGCAGAGUGCCGAGGGCUGCAGCAAACCAGCAAUCUUGAUUCCUCUGAUGGUUGGUCUGAUAGCUGUGACUUUCGUCAUCGUUAUUUUGUGCACCACGUGCUUCAAAGCGCCGGAUGACUGUCUUCAAAUGGUGUUCUGCUGUUGCGGGAAAGGGAAAAACAGAAACGUGCAGGACCAGGCUGCUGCUAAGAGUGGUCAGGCCGCAGCCGCAGCACUGGAGGCAAGCAAAGCUGCGGCAGCCGCCGGAGCAUUUGGCGUUUCUUCGCAUCCUUCCUCAGCCCCGGCGGGCGCGGCUGCAACAACUAGGGCCCCUGGUGUGCAGGGUUCAUAUGAGGUGAAUUUGCAAUCUUCCGGGGUCAGCUCGUCCCUGAUGAAUGCCUCUCUGGCGUCGAUGGAACGCGGGGCAAGAAGCAGUAAGAACAAGGCCUCAACAACGGGCAAAGGCAAGGGCAAGGCGGGCAGGCGAAGAUUGAAGAAGCGGGCUGGGAGUACCAUGGCAGCUGGGUUGGAAUCGUCGGGCGGGUCGACGUCGGGGAUGUACUCCGGUCUAGAUUCGUCAUCGCCGGAGGAAGCUGAUGGCGACACUCUUCGCGCCGGCGGGUCAACUUUCAUUCAGGCGCGCUCGCCGGUUUCGCGCACUGGUGCAGCGCCGGCGCCGACUAGCUCCUUCCUCAAGGACGAGGUCAGCACCGCAAAGUGGGAGGCAGACGGCCAGUCGAGCUUGAUGAUGGGGGGUAACAAGAGAGUGCAAUCACACCAGCAGAGCAGCGCCCCAGAGUUUCUUGCUGUAGAUAGCAGCGCGAUGUCAUUCGAACAAAAAAAUCACACUGGAAAAAUCUUGGGAUUGGCAGCGGCGCCUUCGGGUGCAUCCUCGUUCUCCCGCUCUUCCUCGCGCAGUAGAAAACUGCAAAAAAGUAGUGGGCCGCGCGCCAAGCCUCCAUCCACCUCCGUGGCAGGUACCGGAAAGAUGAGGAUCCCGAUCCCCGAACCUGCAAAGGGAGCGGGUGGGAGGUAAGCUCCUACGUCACCGCCACAAAAGUAUACUCCCCGCCCUUAAAGAACACAAAAAUAAAACAAGAUGCUCCCCCUUUUUACCCAAGAAACCCCAUUGCAUGCCUGUUAUUUUGAUGCUGUACAACAAGAAAAGCAGAAGCACAGUAUCAGAAUCAGUACACGAAGGUCGCUUUUGUCGAUGUCUAGCUCUAGUCCAUUGUUGAGGAACAGGUAGAACAUCCAACCUGGACUACGACUACUCGCAUUUCCCCCAAGAAUAAGACACCUAGCCAUGCACAUUCGGAAGUAGAAAAACGAUGAGCACAAGCUCUGUACGUAUGAAUGUACAACUAGUUGUACUCGUGAA